Molecule: messenger RNA, 243 nt
Organism: Penicillium waksmanii
Lineage: Eukaryota; Fungi; Ascomycota; Eurotiomycetes; Eurotiales; Aspergillaceae
Exons: 3
Coding region: 1-243 (80 amino acids)
Source: RefSeq, a predicted model, not a curated record
AUGGUAGUGAUGGUUGAAGAUUACGCUAAAGAUGAUCCGCGAUAUUGGCGUGUUGAAUGCGAUGACGAGACCAAGCCACUGGGUGAGCACUUGGAUUUCUUGAAGCAGAGGUUUCAGAAUCUUAAUUGGAUCCCUCAUGUUCAGAAGGUGGGAUCGUGGCCAGUGAUAUUAGAAUGGUAUGACGAAGUGUGGGGUGAUAAGAAGGGCAAGGCGAUGCGCGAGAUUUAUCUCAAGCAUGGGUGA